Molecule: messenger RNA, 1638 nt
Organism: Pichia membranifaciens NRRL Y-2026
Lineage: Eukaryota; Fungi; Ascomycota; Pichiomycetes; Pichiales; Pichiaceae
Exons: 1
Coding region: 1-1638 (545 amino acids)
Cellular component (GO): nucleus; ribonucleoprotein complex; cytoplasm
Molecular function (GO): mRNA binding
Source: RefSeq, a predicted model, not a curated record
AUGACUGUAGAUAUCAACAGCACACCGAACAGGGAGGACGUCGCCGACGCCUCCGCCGCUGCAUCCGCCGCUCUGGCGGCAGCAGACGCCGCCGAGGCAGCAGCAGACUCGGGCGCAGCCUCCGAGACGGCGACCGAAGACUUGAAGCAGAGGUCGAAGCAGGACGCUGCGGCAGCUGCCCCAGCUGCACAAGAAGAAGCCGGCGAAGACUCCAACGGCAAUGACCACGCGGACGACAGCCCGGACGACAGCCCGGACAACGACGAGUACACCGAGGAGAGACAGGACAUCAUCCCCGACAGAAUAUUCGUCGGCAACCUCCCCUACGAGGUCACCGAGAACGACGUCAGAAACUUGACCCCUGAGUUCGAGGUGGUGUCUGUCGAGAUCCCAAGGAAGAACUUCUUCAACAGGUCUCUCAACAAAAUAGUCCUCCAAUCAAAGGGCUACGGCUUCAUCACCUACACAAACGCAGAGGACGCCAAAAACGCAAUUGACUCCAUCGUCGGCAAAUCGAUAUCCGGCAGAGAAAUCUACGCCAAGUACGCCUUGCCCCAGAACAAAAACAGGUUCAGAAACCUGAACAACAACAACCAGAAUCAGUUCCCAGGCAACUUCAAAAAGGGCUUCUACGGAAUGCCAAACAACUACAACCCGCAUUUCAACCUUAGAAACGGUGGCGCCCCUCCAAACUUCUACUACCCUCCUCCUCCUCCUCCUGCAAACGGAAGCUUCUACGCUGCUCCACCCCCACCUCCUCAGUCCAUACAAAGUGCCAAUGGCAACUCUCCUUCUUACUUCAAGCCUAACCCACAAGCUGCCGCUUUCUUCCCUAACUUGAACAACAGAAACAUCAAGCCAUUCUAUCCAACCCCCAUCCCACUCAAUGGACAGCCCCAACCACAGUCGCAGCAGCAGUCGCAACAACAGCAGCAACAGCAACACACUCUACAGCAACAGCAGCAACAACAGCAGUUGCGUGGAUUCAAUCCUCACUACCCUCGGUCAAAGGAGGAGAAGCAGAGGAAGUUGGAGAAAGGUGUCCCUUCCACAACAACAAUCUUCGUCGGGAACUUGGAUAGAAAUGUCACUGUAGAUGACCUACGUGACUUCAUGAAGGAGCUGAGCCCCCAAUGGGUCAAGGUUCCUCGCAAAACCUUGCCUAACGAUGUCUACAAGAUGCUAAAGGCCAACGGCGUGCAGAUCCAGAAUAAGGGUAUAGCCUUUGUCAGAUUCGAUAACGAAGAAAACCAAAAGCAAGCCAUCGAGUCGUUCAAUGGCAAAGAUUGGAACGGCAAGAAGUUGAACGUGACCGUCGCCAUUAACUCCAACGACGAAGGCAGCACCACGGCUACUUCUGCCACCGCCGCCACCACCAGUAACGAUAACGAUAAUGACAACGAGGCUGUAGAAGGUCAAGACCAGGACCAAGACCAAGACCAAGACCAGGCCGAGGCGGAAGCUGAGGAUGGAGGAAAACUAGGCGACUCCCAAUCAGUUGAUAUCGAGAUCGAAGGCGAACCCUCUCAAGUAGAAGAGGCAGCCAGCGAGAUAGUUGAAACCGUUGUGGAGGAGGCAGAGGACGACGACGACGACGUGGAAAUCGAGGUCGCUGUAUCCGAACCCGUAGCCCAGUAG